Messenger RNA from Cavenderia fasciculata, 483 nucleotides. RefSeq lists its product as uncharacterized. Lineage: Eukaryota; Evosea; Eumycetozoa; Acytosteliales; Cavenderiaceae. Gene Ontology annotation, molecular function: GTPase activity; GTP binding. The record is from RefSeq and is a predicted model, not a curated record. Gene Ontology annotation, cellular component: endosome; Golgi apparatus. The transcript is spliced from 2 exons. The coding region runs from base 1 to 483 and encodes 160 amino acids.
AUGAAUCUUUGGGAUACUGGAGGAGUAGAGAAAUUUAAUGAAUUUAGUCUAUCUGAAUUAUAUUAUAGAGGUGCAGACUUUAUCUUUUUAGUGUUUGAUCUAUUUGAUCGCCAAUCUUUUAUAGAUUUACCUCUAUGGUUGGAUAAUGCCAAUCGAGCUGACAGUGCUCAUCGCAUACCACCAAACAUAAUUCUCAUUGGCAACAAAAUGGAUUUGGAAGCAAAGAAAAAAGAGAGACAUGUUCGCUUGGAUGAAGCUCAAACAUUUGCUUUGACAAGAGGACUACAAUACAUUGAAACUAGUGCUCUCCAAAAUGAGAAUUGUGAAGAAAUUAAAGAGUUGGUCUUGCAUCAUAUCGACAAAACAAUUAAAAAGGAAAAGGAAGCAGAGGGUCAUCGUCGUUGGACGGACAAAAGAAGAACAAAUAACUCACUCUAUUUUCUUAUUCAUUCAUUUAAUGUAAUGUAUCAUAUAAAUAGAUAG